This is a messenger RNA of Camelina sativa (false flax), 1669 nucleotides long. Lineage: Eukaryota; Viridiplantae; Streptophyta; Magnoliopsida; Brassicales; Brassicaceae. The record is from RefSeq and is a predicted model, not a curated record.
ACCCAUAAAACAAGUUAAGUUAAGGGACUUUCUUAAAUGACACUUCCCUCUCUCUCUCUCAGUAACUCUCAGACAUACACAUUUUUAUUUUGUUUAUUUCUAAAGAAUCUCAGAAGAUAUCUAAUUCUAUCCUCUCUGAUGUCAGAGCAUUGCAACUCUCGGCACUUCUCAUGGCUGAUGAAAUCUUGUUUACCAAAUCCCUCCGACGCCAAAUCACUCGUUCCGAUUCACCAACCGUCGGCGAAUCUUUCUACAACGAUAGCUUCUCUACCUGACGAUUUGCUCCUCGAAUGUAUCUCCAGAGUCCCUUCCUCUUCGAUUCCUUCUCUCUCCGUCGUUUGUCGCCGCUGGUCUCGUCUCCUCCACUCUCCUUACUUCCUCCACCUCCGCCGUCGUUCAGGUCUUCUCCGGCAUUCUCUCAUCGCUAUCUCCGCCGUCGAUUCUGGGCUUUUCGCCGCGGAUUUGCAGUUUCUUCAGUCCGAGGUCGCGACUUGGAAAGUGUCUCUCGCGGUUUCGAGUAGGUCUGUUGACGGUAGUUAUGGAAGUUUGUCCCAUGCUCGCGCGGCGGCGAUCGGACCUAGGGUUUAUGUUGUUAGUAGAAAUGCUGUUUUGAGAUACGAUUCGUGGAUGGGGACGCUUGUUUUGAGAUCUCCGAUGCUUUUCCCGAGGAAAAAAUUCGCAAUCGCGGUGGUUUCGGGUAAGAUCUACGUUGCCGGAGGUGGUGGUGGUUCGGAGGUUGCGGCGGCGGUUGAAGAGUACGAUCCGGAGUUUAAUCGGUGGGAAGUUGUGACACAAUCGGCGAGGAAGAGAUACGGUUGCAUCGGAGCAGCUGUGGACAAAGUUUUUUAUGUCAUCGGUGGUUUGAAAAUUGGGAACGAGACCUCACGCGCGGUUGCGGCGCGUGUUUACGCUAGCUCUAUGGAUCUUUUCGAUGUGGAAUCGCGUCAGUGGUUGAGGAGCCGUUCGGUUCCUGGCGGUGGAUGUGUGGUGGCGGCGUGUGCGGCGGUUGGAUAUGUGUACGUGUUAAGCAGCCACGCCGUGGAGCUUUCGUUCUGGCGAUUUGACGCGCGUCGCCGCGGUGGUAACAGCGGGUUCGGAGAAUGGCGGAGGCUGAAAAGUCCGCCGUUGCCGGCUCAAGUGCGGUUAGACGGAACGGUGAGGUUUAGCUGCGUCGGAGUGGAAGAUAAAGUGGCGGUGGUUCAGGUGGUGGGAUGCAUUGACGAUUUGCUCCGGCGAAGUGGGAGGAGUGAGCGAGGGCUGAGAGAGAGCCUUGUGUUGAUGUACGAUACGGUGGAUGGAGAGUGGAGAAGAGCGGCGGAUCUACCGGAGAUGAUUACACGCGCCGCAUGUACGUGUGUGGAGUGGUGAGAGUGGAGACAACGGCGCAGGAUUAAGGCUAACGUACGCGGGAUUUAUUAAAGUGGACAAAAACAAAAUCAUUAUUGGAUUGGUGCACAUGUUUACUCAUGAAAAGCAUACAGCGUCUUGGGCUCGUGACCUUAUUGGCUCUUUUGCGUUGCUUUCCCAAUAGAGAGAAACAAAACUUUUACUUAUAUCUUUGGAUUUGAACUUUAUUAGAUUAAUUGUGUGUAUUCUUAAUUUUGAUUUGGAGAGAGAGUGAUCAAUUACUACAUUAACAAGUUAAUUUACAAAACAAUCAUUUAUGAUG